GAUUUGCAGUCCCACCGUACCAGUGCUCCAGUCGUCUUCUCCUGAUGGGGUCUACUUUAUGAUCAGACAUGGGAAUUCUACAGUUCUCCCUAUUUGAUUACCGUUUGCCUUGUUGAGACAACCCGUAAAGGAAUUCUCUACAUCUACUGGAACAUAUUUGCUUCUUCAUGAAGAUUCUUUGGUGACCUCUUUUUUUUUUUUGAUGUGUUGACUGCACAAAGCCAUGUCUUGGUUUGGAGACCCUCAGUGGCUCGGGCUGGUGACCCUGUUCGUCGCCGCCCUGGUCACGCUUGCCGUUUAUCUCUUCCAGAACGUUUGGGGUGGAUUGUGGAGGCGUACAGCAAAGUUGGGUUAUUCUGGUGAACACAGCGAGGCGGAUUCUCUGUUGUCCUGGAUUUUGUCUUUGAAUAGUUGGAAGAGCCAGUGGCUGAAGGCUUGGAUAACUGCACUGAACGAGGAGGCCGGGAAGAGAGGGGGCUCCCUGCGAUUGAUGUUUGAAGAGGACAAUGGCCAAGGGCCCCUGGAGCUGUCUGUGAAGCGAGUAACCAGCGUUGUCAAGUCCAAUAAUGUGAAGGAUGUAUCGUGUUGCUUGGUGGGGGAGGCCAUACAGUUCGCAGUACGAGUUACUCGCACCGUCCCCGCCAACUCCGGGUGCCAGGUUUACAGUGUGCGCGUCACCCCGCUACUGAUAAAUCUGGAGUUUCGCGUGAAGGAGGAAGAUAGAGGCAGCAUUCAGGUGGAGUGGACAAUGGGGAACUUUACUGACCUCGAUCUUCAGGUGCAGCCAAAAACUAAGCUGGAGAUGCCCGGAGCCAGCGUAGUCAUGGAAACCCUGGAGGAUAUAAUGAAGAACCUCAUGAGUUGUGUGCGACCCACCGUGAAGCUGAGCACCAAACCUGCCAAUGUGAAGGAUUACCAGAAUAUAGCUGGGGUCAGUUCUUCAAUUGUCUGCCCCCCUAAACCCCCCCGAGCCCACGAACUGAAGCUUCAGGUGCGGAAUAUCAAAGCGUCGUUGGUGGAAGAAGCAAACCCAUCAGGUCCUGUGGUCUGUUCUGUGCAGCUGAAUGAUCCAGCCCAAAAAUUUACAACUACAGCCAUAAAACCCACCGUGAGCCCAUCCUGGGAGGAAGAAUUCGUCUUAGAACUGAAUGCAAAAUCCAAAGAGCUCCUUCUCCAGAUCUCUGAAGCUGGAAAACCUGCAGACAGUCCCCCCCUGACCUGGGCGACAGUCCCUUUAGACCUAUUCAGGAAGAACCCAUCGGGGAGGCAAAGCUUUCCGCUCAGCUCUGGAUCUGGAUCGAUCAGCGCUCAGUUCUUGUUCGUGGAACCAAAUGAGCUGAAAUCCUUUACCGUCCCAGUUCCGGUGCCGGCGAAGAAAGUUGAGAUGGACCGUACCGUGAUGCCCUGCGGCACCGUGGUCACCACCGUUACCUCUGUGACAUCCAAACCGCGACCGGAUGGCAAGAGUUCGGCGAGCUUCUCUGAAAAAUCUUCCGAUUCACCAGCCAGCACUCCACCCAAAGUAAAAGUCAUUGAGAGAGACUUCUCUGUACAGGCCAUCCCAUCUCACAGCGGUGUGGUUAGCAAGGCCCUGUCCUCUUCAGACACAGAGCUCUUGAUGCUGAACGGCUCUGAUCCAGUCGCAGAAGCUGCCAUAAGACAGCUCAGGGAGUCGUCAAAGCAGUCGCUGAAAUCUCCCCGCAAGAAGAGUACGAUAAUCAUAUCCGGAAUUUCCAAGUCCCUGCUUACUCAGGAUGAAGAAGCCACGCUCAUGUUGGAUUAUGCAGCCACCAUGGACAGCGUGACCAGAAGCGACACGCAGUUCAGCUACGCUGACGUCACCUCAAGGUCGGCGGUGGGCAGAGGUCUCUCGGCGACUGCCACUCUGCCGGUUGGAGCUACCAGUGAUGACCUGCAGGAUGCCUGGGAGCAUGGGAGCCAGCAGGGGGACUGGACCGGUAACGGCACGGAGAGCCAGGACUCUGAAGCGGUAUCCGUUAGUAACUUGAGCGUGUCGGAAUCGGGGAGCAUACGGAAGCCGAAAGGCGGACUCUUUCACAAAGGCGCAAAGCUGUUUUUCCGCCGGAGGCACCAGCAAAAGGACCCCAGCAUGAGCCAAUCCCACAACGACCUGGUCUACCUGGAGCAACCGGGGGCCCCGGAGCACCGCAAAAGAGGCGCCACGCUGUCCCGCCUCCUGAACAGGAAGCUCCUCCCGAAAACCAAACACAAAAACAAACUGCAGAGCAGGCCAGCCGAGGCGGAGCAGGAAUGA
Molecule: messenger RNA, 2275 nt
Organism: Nanorana parkeri
Lineage: Eukaryota; Metazoa; Chordata; Amphibia; Anura; Dicroglossidae
Gene: C2CD2
Product: C2 calcium dependent domain containing 2
Exons: 14
Coding region: 224-2275 (683 amino acids)
Source: RefSeq, a predicted model, not a curated record